This is a messenger RNA of Pseudophryne corroboree (corroboree frog), 1095 nucleotides long. RefSeq names its product apolipoprotein O like (gene APOOL). The record is from RefSeq and is a predicted model, not a curated record. The transcript is spliced from 9 exons. NCBI's taxonomy places the organism in Eukaryota, Metazoa, Chordata, Amphibia, Anura, Myobatrachidae. Bases 110 to 970 code for a protein of 286 amino acids. Gene Ontology annotation, biological process: cristae formation. Gene Ontology annotation, cellular component: MICOS complex.
AGGGAGCGGAGAGGAGGCGUGUCCCGGCGGUCAGGGGGAGGUAUGAGCCGUCGCGGCCUCCGUACUGACUGAGUGACCCCGCCGUGUGAGAGGGGAGGCGGAGGGUGACAUGGUGGCCAAGAUCUAUAAGCUGGCUGCAGUGCCCGCUGGCCUCGCCCUCACCUCCUAUGGUCUGUACGCUGUGUCCGACCGGGAGCCUAAGGGAAAGUGCCUGAGUCCUCACCAGCUGUCCGUGUACUCUGUUCCUCCCCGACAAUCAAAAUACAUUGAAGAACAGCCAAGCCGUCUGCAGUGCGUCUUUGCCGCUGUGCGCAAAUCUGUCUGGCCCGCGGUGACGUGGGGUAAGUAUGCCUGUGAUUCUAUCAAGAAUGGAGUGGAGGAUACAUUCCAGUUUGGGAAAGACAGUUACGUUUACCUGAAGAAUCCACCCCCGGAGUUCCUGCCCAGAGUGGGCAUCAUAUCAGUGAGUGGGCUGGCAGGAUUGGUGUUGGCCAGAAAAGGUUCUAGACUGAAGAAAAUAAUGUACCCCUUGGGUCUGACGGCAUUGGGUGUAUCCGUUUGUUACCCGGCACAAGCGGUCAUUUUAGCAAAGGUAACAGGUAAAAAGUUGUACAGUACAAGUCAUUGGACGUACGAUUCAAUUAGAUCUCUAUGGAAAGAAAAACCACAGCCACAGAAGGACUAUACAAGCCCGACCCCAGCAGCCGACCAUCAGGAGGCUGUGAGAGUAGAGGGCCACAGCGAAGUUUCAGCUGGGGAGACUGCAACAGAACAGAUUGUCAUGGCGGACACAGAGCCGCCCGUUUUACCUGAGUCUGCUCAUUUACUAGAUGUACACUCAGCAGAGCAGACUCCUGACAGCGCCUCUGCAGAACCCCGUCAGGAGGUAAAGUUUAUGCCUCCCGCAGACCUUGCCGACCACGGACAGUCCAACCCUGAGGACGUGGACAUGUACAGCACCAGAACCUGAAGAUUAUAUAAUAUACGCAGAAAAACAAUCUUUGUAAAUGGAGAUUUUUAACAGGACCUUUUUUUUUCUUUUUUUUUUUUAAGUCCUAUCACAUUUCCUAAAAUAAAACAGAAAUGUUUCUCAUA